AUGGCCCUCCUGCCCGAGGCCAAUGAUGUUUUGAGGGACACUCUUCCCACCGGAUAUCCUGCCGACCAAGACGUGUCCCGGGGCCGCAAGAGAUCUCGGAGUCUGUCCAGAGCCGUCAGGUCAAAGUCGCUGCGACCCGAUGAGUCCUCCACGCUGCGAGGAAGAUCACCACGACGAGCCACAUCCCCUUAUCCCCUGCCUUCUCGCAAUACGUCUCCGGCCGCCCUCAGAUCUCCCACGAGCCAGAUUUUGCUGUACAACCAACUCCGCCGGGCUCGCCGGGAGCACUGCCCUUCCCGCAUUGCCUCCCCGACCGAACAAACACUUGGCCGCCGUCACAGGACAAGAAGUCCAAGUCGUGGCGUCCCAAGGCGUCAUGAGGCAGUCCGUUCUCCCGACACUCUCUCUCGUCUGAGAAACGAGGUCUUGUUCGAACGUGACGAGGGUCUCCAGUCGGAACCCCCGUGUACAUUUGGCGUCUCCAUGCAACAACAGGUCUGA
Messenger RNA from Ustilaginoidea virens, 501 nucleotides. RefSeq lists its product as uncharacterized. Bases 1 to 501 code for a protein of 166 amino acids. The record is from RefSeq and is a predicted model, not a curated record. The transcript has a single exon. Lineage: Eukaryota; Fungi; Ascomycota; Sordariomycetes; Hypocreales; Clavicipitaceae.